UCCAUGAGAAAAACAACCCGAAAUUAAAGAAAAAUCUACGAGUAAAAGACUUGUCCUCCAAUUUCCCAACUCCCCAAUCCCGUCACUUCCGCGAGCUCGCUCUGCAGUCGCAGCUUCACCAAUCACCACGCUUCCUCCACGCACAUCCUGCUAGAUCAAAUCUCAAAAAUCCUACGACUACCGUACGGGUGAGUAGUAGUAGUAGUAAGCGGCGAUCGGAUCGAAUCGAAUCAUCGGUGGUGGUGGCUGCUACCCCCAACCGCCGAUAAGCUAAAAUCACACUCCACUUCACUCGCUCGCCUCGCGUUGGCGUCGGCGAGAGGAGGGGAGGAGGAGGAGGUGGUGCCGUGGUGGUGGCGCUGGGUCCCCGACGGCGGCGUGGGUGGAGAUGAAGGCCAAGAGCCUACCCUUCAUCGCCGCGGAGCACAAGCGGGAUGCAUAUGGAUUCGCUGUGCGGCCACAACAUUUGCAACGGUACAGAGAGUAUGCAAACAUCUACAAGGAGGAGGAAGAGGAGAGAUCUGAGAGAUGGAAGAGUUUUCUGGAUAGGCAAGCCGAAGACGACGAAUCCUCUGGAGAGGAUGCCAAGGUCUCACCAUCCGUCGAGGACGAAGAAGCCUGCAAAAGUGCUGAGGAUGGAAGGUCCAAAUUGUCAGAUGAACAAAAAGUGAAACAGCAGAGACCACAUAAAAUUGAAAUAUGGUCCGAAAUUAGGCCCUCCUUGGGCCACAUUGGUGAGAUGAUGAGCUUGCGUGUCAAGAAGAAGGGAUCUUCUGCAGAUAAGGAGAAUGCGGCGAAUGAACUCCACUCUGCAAAUAAUGAAGAAAGCAAACCCUCAGAGGACUCAGAUGAUGAGUUCUAUGAUGUAGAGAAAGUUGAUCCCAACCAAGAAGGGCCUGUUGCUGACAGUGCUGAUGCUGAUUCAGGCAUGAAUGAUGAUGCAAAUCAAGAAGAGCAUUAUCCUUGGAAGGAAGAAUUGAAAUACUUAGUGAGUGAUGGGUUGCCAAUGGCUCUGAGAGGAGAGCUAUGGCAAGCUUUUGUUGGUAUAGGAGCUCGUCGGGUCAAAGGCUACUAUGAGUCUCUCCUUGCAGCGGAUGAUGAAAGAGAGAACAGCAAAGGUUCUGAUUCUCCAACUAUGGAUGGAAAACCAAAGGGAUCACCAUUUUCUUCUGAAAAGUGGAAAGGACAAAUAGAGAAGGAUUUGCCUAGAACAUUCCCAGGUCAUCCUGCACUAGAUGAGGAUGGCAGAAAUGCUUUAAGACGCUUGCUCACAGCUUAUGCGAGACAUAAUCCAUCAGUUGGUUACUGUCAGGCGAUGAAUUUCUUUGCUGGUCUGUUACUUCUACUAAUGCCAGAGGAGAAUGCAUUUUGGGCAUUGACGGGCAUUAUGGAUGAUUAUUUUGAUGGCUACUUUUCUGAAGAAAUGAUAGAAUGUCAGGUUGAUCAGCUUGUUUUAGAGGAGUUAGUCCGGGAGAAAUUUCCAAAACUAGUAAAUCACCUGGAUUACCUUGGCGUUCAAGUUGCAUGGGUUACUGGACCAUGGUUCCUAUCUAUUUUCAUGAACAUGCUACCAUGGGAAAGUGUUCUUCGAGUUUGGGAUGUGCUUCUGUUUGAUGGAAAUCGUGUCAUGCUCUUUCGAACAGCUCUUGCCCUAAUGGAGUUGUAUGGUCCUGCACUCGUGACAACAAAGGAUGCUGGGGAUGCUGUAACCCUUUUACAAUCUUUAGCCGGUUCCACUUUUGACAGCAGCCAACUUGUUUUAACAGCAUGCAUGGGGUAUCAAGCUGUAGAUGAAGCACGGUUGCAAGAACUGCGAAAUAAACACCGGCCAUCUGUUAUAUCUUCAAUGGAACAGAGAGCAAAAGGUCUUCGUGUUUGGAGAGACACCAAUGGCCUUGCAUCAAAACUUUACAAUUUCAAGCGUGACCCUGAACCAUUGGUGUCAUUAUCAGCAGAACAAUUAAGUGACUUGACAGAAACUAGUUCUGGAAGUACAGAUGACAUGUAUAGUGGCCUGACUGUCAACACUGAGAUUGAUUCUUUGCCUGAUCCAAAAGACCAGGUGGUCUGGCUGAAGGUUGAGUUAUGCCAACUACUAGAGGAGAGAAGAUCGGCUGUUCUGAGGGCUGAUGAAUUAGAGACAGCGUUGAUGGAGAUGGUUAAGCAGGAUAAUAGGCGGGAAUUAAGCGCUAAGGUCGAGCAAUUGGAACAGGAGUUAUCUGAUCUAAGGCAAUCUCUAUUAGACAAGCAAGAGCAGGAGCAAGCAAUGCUUCAGGUCCUGAUGCGUGUAGAACAAGAACAGAAAGUCACUGAGGAUGCCCGCAUAUUCGCUGAGCGAGAUGCUGCUGCUCAGAAAUAUGCUGCACAUGUGCUCCAGGAAAAGUACGAGGAAGCUAUGGCUUCACUGGCACAAAUGGAGAACAGAGCAGUCAUGGCAGAAACUAUGCUGGAAGCAACACUGCAGUAUCAAUCUAGCCAGCAAAAGGCACAAUUGCCAUCCCCCUCACCUUCUCCAAGGACACCAACACGAGAUGCAUCACCUAACCAAGUGAACCAAGAUUCAUCGCAGGAGUUUCAACCUAGAAGAAUAAGUUUGCUUGCUCCGUUUUCCCUUGGUUGGCGUGACAAGAACAAGGUCAAACAGAGUAUCUCCGAUGAGUCAACAAAUGCCAAGCUUAAUAGCAAUACUGAGCAAAUGGUCCACACACCCAAGAAGGAUGAUGAAACGCAAGAGGACUCUCCGCAGGAGGGUGAACAGCGAGUGGAUACGCCUAGAAGAGAUAGUGAACACAGAUUAGAGACGGCCGAGAUCGCAACAAAUAAUAUGAAUGGGCAGGAAGAACAAUUGGAAGAAAUAAAGUUGGAUUGAUAAGCACCCUAGUCCAUCCUUCAAAGUUUACCAAUAUGUUCAACUACUGCCGUGGUAGUGAAAGGGAUGCAGAAGCCACAAUGUACGGCCAAUCAAAAAGUAUGUGUUGUAUUUAUUUAUUUAUUUUUAGUUUCUCCUACGCUCUUUUUCCCUCUUAUUUUUGUCUUUGUUUCGCAACCAUUUUUUUAGGUUUAUAGAUUUAAUCUUUUUUAGCCACAGCUUAUGGGAGAGAAUAAGUUAUGUUUAUUCAUUCAAUCAGGAUGAGUUGUAAGUUACCGAUAGCCACAUGAAAAAUGUAUCAAAUGAAUGGGUAUGCUUGCCGGUCUGGAAGAGCACGCUCGCUAUUUGACGUCACUGAAAAGAAGAUGUUGCUGUUCGUGCAUGUUAUG
This is a messenger RNA of Oryza brachyantha (malo sina), 3258 nucleotides long. Its product is annotated as TBC1 domain family member 8B. The record is from RefSeq and is a predicted model, not a curated record. Lineage: Eukaryota; Viridiplantae; Streptophyta; Magnoliopsida; Poales; Poaceae. The coding region runs from base 389 to 2869 and encodes 826 amino acids. The transcript is spliced from 18 exons.